Molecule: messenger RNA, 10995 nt
Organism: Numida meleagris (helmeted guineafowl)
Lineage: Eukaryota; Metazoa; Chordata; Aves; Galliformes; Numididae
Gene: C2CD3
Product: C2 calcium dependent domain containing 3
Exons: 32
Coding region: 86-7015 (2309 amino acids)
Biological process (GO): centriole elongation; cilium assembly
Cellular component (GO): centriolar satellite; centriole
Source: RefSeq, a predicted model, not a curated record
AGUGCGGUGAAGGCGCGGGAUGCUCCCGCCGGGGCGGCCGUUGCCGGGCAGCGGUGCGGCCUGAGGGAAGCGCUGAGGUGAAGCCAUGCAGCAGAGGAGGCCGCGGGCGCCGGCCCAAGCCCCGGGGGUCUCCCGGCGGCGUAGAGGUGCGGGGAUAGAGGUGGGGGAAGGCUGGCAGAGCGCUGCAGCCCCGCUCCGUUCUCUGACAUCGCUCCGUUCCGCAGCUCCCGGUGACAUCCCCGCGUCCACCAGCCUGCCGCCGCUGGUGGAGGGCCCUCCGCGCUGCGUCCUCCGCUGCACCGUCGGCAGAAUCGUGUGGACGGUCGCCAAACCUCCCUCCGCCGCCGUCCUCGUCCGCCUGAGGUGGUGGGGAGAGACCUCGGACGGGACCGUGUUCUACCCAGCCACAAAGCCGGGGCAGGCGGCGGGCAGCAGCCGGUACGCCGUGCGGUGCGGGCCCCGACAGCUCUCGGCCUACCUCACAGAUAUGGGCAUGCUGGUCUUGGAGGUCCUGACCAAACCUGACCGUCUCCCAGUUGGCAGAGUACAGAUCACUGAAUUGUCCCAGCUCUCUCCCAGCCAUCCCAUCAGUGGGUUUUUCACCAUAGCUUCACCAACAGCUGAUAAACUGGGAGAGCUACAGGUUUCACUUGUUCUUGAACCUCUGUCAGAAACGUACGGAACCAGCAGCUCUGUCCCAACCACGGAUGCAAGUUCAGAUUUGGCUCCAGCUCCAACGCAGCGAUCUCAGCGAGCGCAGAUGACUCCUCCUGGCCAAGAGCCUGUUAACAAUAGCAAGGUCACAACUCCUAGUAAGGGAAAGGACCGAGUGUUCUUUCAAGAGAACUCUGAAAACAUAAAGGAUGUUUCCUCUGCUUCCCACCACCACCUCAUUUUACCAGAUGAGCAUUUGAAAGUGAAUCCUUCAAGUCAGCAGUCAGUGUCGUUUCCCAGCAGCGUUGAUCCUGAAGCACCCCUCAGAACAAACACGCGUGCGCUCUCUUUGCACAACCCAACUACAAAAGACCUGCUUUCAGCUCUUUUGGAUCAAGGCAACAAACUCCGUGAUGCCAUGGUUGCUUCUGUGAUGAAGUCUAGCCCGGACGUGGAGAUUGAACUGAAUGAAUUGCCUCCUUUUGGAAAGCUGGAUGGUUUCAAAGCAACAGCAAAGAGCCCAAAAGGCUUGAACUCAAAUUUUAUGCCCACUCUUGAGGAUCCCCAUCUCUUCACAUCUGAAGUCACAGGUCAGCAGUUAGACCUCAACUCUGAAGAGAGAGCAAUACAGUUACUGUUGGGCAGUGCUGAUUUAUCUCCUGUGCAUUUCUGGGAGCAGCCAGGUUCCCUUCUGGAUUCUCUCUCUGUUGGAAGCGAGGUGUAUGACAGUGAGCUCAAUGAUCCCCACUAUGACCAGAGUCUGCUAGAGAGUCUUUUUUACACGACUCCUAAAUCGGAUUCCAGUUUAAGUGAUUUCCUCAGUGAUGAAGAUGUUAGCCCUUCCAAAAAAGUAAGCAAAACAAAAACUGUGAAGAAAGCUGACUCUGUGAAUGCACAGAAGGAUUCCACUGCCUCUACUCAGGAUCAGAAGGUGACAGAAAUUAAACCCAGAGAACUCGCUCCUCCGGAUGUUGGCACAGAAGAAGCUCAUGUCACAUCCUUGAGUGUAGACAGGUUGGCUUUGCUGGGGAGAAUACAACUGGCCAGAGUCAUCAUUGAAAGCUUGAGAAUCCCUCCUGAGAGCAGCCAGAUUACCCCAAGAAAGAAAGGUUUCAUGGGGAAGCCCCCAAGGCCUGCUGCAGUUAAUAAGUGUACCUUCUUCGUGGAGUACCACUUCCCUGUGGGAGCCUCCAAGAAUGAAAAAGGACAAGUCUCCAUAACAACAGAAGUGACUCGAAUAGCUUCAAGUGAAAUCACAGAUGGUGUGGUGAAAUUUCAGCAGCGAUUUGUGUUCCCUGUUCGUUUUGGUGGAACGAUGAUAGAGCACUGGUGGAGCUCUGACCUUGCUUUUAAAAUCUACAUGCGAAAAAGCACGCAGAGAAAGCCAGUGGCCGUUGGCUCAGCAGUGCUUCAGCUCUGCAAGGUCAUUCAGUCAGAACUGCUCACUUUCAGCUGUGAAAUACCUGUGGAAAAAGAGGGAGAUCAGAUACAAGUUGGACCGCUGAAGUUAUCAGUAGAGCUUGCAGCUGACAACAAAGACUUCACCUGCACCACUGCCAGGUGCUCAGUGGCUGUGCAGCAGCAAGUCCCACCUCAUGCCAUAAGAAGUCCCCGGCUGGAACUUUGGGAACCCAACAGGGACCGUGUAAAUGCAGAAAGCUGCUUGAAAUUUAGCAACCACGUGGACCCGGGGAAGACAGGAGCAGCCAGCACAAACGUUGUGCAGCCACCAUGGUCUGUUUCAACCUCUGUGGCCCGUAAUCUGAUGACACAAAUGCCUGCAGCUGAAGAUUAUGGGUUACUACUGCACGUGCUGCUGAUGGUGCCUGAUGGAAAGGAUUUUGUUGCUGAAGACAGCGGGCUCCACGCUUCUUGUAAUGUGUAUUUAAACUGCAAGCUGCUCAACACAGAGGAGGCAACAAGAUCUGCAGUCGUCUGGGGUACAACGCAACCUACCUUUAAUUUUUCUCAGGUGAUGCCUUUCUCCCUGACUUCCAAACACUUGGAGCGACUGAAGAACAACGUCAUGGUUAUUGAAGCAUGGAACAAGAUGGGAAACCCUGGCAAUGACAGGCUGCUGGGAUUGGUGAAACUGCCUCUGCAUCAGUUUUACAUCUCAUUCAAAGAUCCAAAGAUUUCCCACCUGCUGCUUCAAGCUCACUACCCAGUGGUUGCUGUGGACAGCUACAUGCCUGUGAUAGAUGUCUUCUCUGGCAGUAAAAGCGGAAGCCUGAGGGUCAUUCUGGCAAUGGGCUCAGCUGAUCAGAUCGUGGCACUGCAAAGGCUGAAGAAUGAAGAAGGAAUGGAACUUCCCAUCACCCAGCGCCCUGCCCACUUCCUGGACCCUCCUCCUACAAAGCUGCCAAUGCAGUUGGAGAGAGAAGGGGAAGAGCUGAUGGAGCAUGUCUUUGAGAUUCACGUGGAGAGUGUGAAAGGACUCACUCCCCUGCAGUCCACAGUCUGGGGAGAAGCUGACUGCUAUGUUCAGUACUAUUUCCCAGUGCAAGAGGCUGGCUCCAGUGCAUUGCCAGGAACUGAACUGCACGAGGAUGGCAUCAAGUUAAAGCCUUUCCGCACAGCAACCACUUUAUGCGUUCCUGAUCCUGUCUUUAAUGAUGAGCAUCAUCAUUCCCUGUUGGUUCCAGCUGAUGUCCCAGUUCAGAGGCUUCUGGUCAGUGCAUUUAUGGCACCAGGAGCAGUUGGAGGAGGAAUCCAGUUUGAAGUCUGGUGCAGGUAUUAUUACCCAAAUGUCAGAGACCAGAUGGUUGCCAAAGGGACCUUGCCUUUGUCACGGCUGUGUGCCAUGAUAACUAUGCAGCAUCGUGAAGAAAUAGGAAUACAGACUUUUAAUCUUCCAUUGGUCCCCAGGAGUGAUUCCUCAGAAGAAUUUCACCUGAGGUCUUCAGGCUUGCUUGAUGUGAGUGUGAGAUACCAACGUUCUGUGAAAACAGCAGCAGGAAGAACUGCUCAAACUGUUUCUCUUUCUGUACAAAUACACAGAGCAGCUGGUUUGCAAGCAGCAGCCAGGGCUGUGGCAGAAAAGAACCCUUCGGUCCAGUACUAUGCAGGUGUUGGAGUUAAUGCUUACGUUUCCGUGCACCUCUCCUUCCUACCUGAGACAGAGAGGCGCAGCACACGAGCUGUGGCUCGCAGCUUCUGCCCAGAGUUUGAGCACCACGUGGAGAUCCCUUGUGACCUCAUCGUUCACAAAAGCAGCGGAGAAGCCUCUUGUCUGGGGGAGCUCCUGCAGUCUGCCAACAUCAUCUUCUCUGUCUACCAUCAGAGCGUCAAGUCAGCCACGGACACGUUGGCAGCUCGGGCAUCAAGGGAUUAUCUUCUUGGGACAGUUACAAUUCCAACCAGAGACCUGCUGAGAAGACGAUCAGGUAUUACAGGCUGGUACCCAGUUACCCUCUCUGAAGACGUAAUGCCUUCACACCCCACAAACAUCAUGCAGACCGUCGUGGGAGGGCUGGAACUUUCUGUUACCUUUGCUCAUCACGAUGACAGAGAGCGUGUUUUGGAGGCUGCUAAGCUUUUGGGAUGGAACGGUGAGCAAAGCCUUGAAGACAGCAUGGAUGAGAGCGACGAAUGGGAGCAGAGCGACGGUCCAGUGGUCGUGACCAUUUCAACCCCAAAGGUGUGGCUGCCAGUCCACUGCAUGCUGCUUGCAGGGCAGCUGCACCUGAGUAAAAGCACUUGCUGCUACCUCAGGUACAAGCUUUAUGAUCAGGAUGCCACGUGGACUUUGCUUAGGAGGCCAAAAUUGUGUGACGACAACAAGAACGUCACGGUGAGCUUUAAGAAAGGCCACAAGGUGACUCUCAGAAGGAGCCAAGGGCUGAUUUGGUUCUUCAGGGAGGAGAAAUUAGAAAUCCAGGUGUGGUGGGCAUAUGGCAAGGAAAAUGGUGUGGAAAGACCGCUUGAUACGGAUCGUCUCAUUGGAUCUGCCUAUGUCGACCUCAGAGCAUUAGCAGAGAGGUCGAGGAGAACACUGAGUGUUGGUGGAGUGUACCCGUUGUUCAGAUGCAAUGCUGCAGACCUUGCAGGGGCUGCUGUACGUGUUCACAUUGCUCUCUCCUCCACUUCUUCUGCCCCGACCCUCACUCCUCACUGUGCAGAGGAAUACAGCAACAGUGAAGAGGAAAGCGCAGAGAGAGCACCUGACCCGAGCCAGCAGGUCUCUGAAAACCAGGGUCAGAACCUGGAUGUCAUAAGCUCAGAAAUCACCAAUGGGAAACCACAAGAAGAGGACGUGGUGUUUCUGGAAAGCACCAUCGCUGUCAGCAUCCUUGUGGAAAGAGCAAUGCAUCUCAGUUUAAAAGGGAGUCCCUUAACGGAACGUGAAGUGGCAGCACCCAGUAGCUGCGUGUCAUUUGCUGUCGCUGGUGCAGAUGCUCCAAUAACCACUCCAGUAAUAGAAAACACGGACUCGCCUGUCUGGGACUUCCAGCAACAAGCAAGAUUAUCCAAAGAACUUCUGCUGGACCCGCAGCAAACCUUGGUCUUCAAAGUGUGGCAUAAAGCAGAAACAGAACGGGUGAUAGGAUUCGCAUCGGUGGACCUUUCUCCCCUUCUCUCUGGCUUCCAGCUGGUGUGCGGGUGGUACAACAUCACGGACUUCAGUGGGCAGUGCCGAGGGCAGAUCAAAGUAGCAGUCUCCCCCCUUCAAAAUAUAAAGAAUCUCAAAGAAGAAAGGCAGGCAAGGAUCCGCAGCCAGACUCCGAGCUCUGCAGUGAAGGCCGUCUUUCCAGCAUUUCCCAGUAAUGUUCCAAGCUUUUCCAAGCCCGUGUUGCCAAAGGAAGUUAGGAGUCCUUCUCGAGAACCCCCUGUUCCCAGCAGAACCAGUCCCUCUAAGGCACACACACCUCGUCACGAGGAGCAUAUGCAGAACGUGCGCAGGUUUCAUGAAUCCUUGCAGCAGGCAGAAGGAAAUGCACAACGGGCAGCCAGGAUGGAUUCGCUGUCGCUGUCGUCGCGUGCUUCUCUUCUGACUGCUCUCAGACAAAACUUGAGUGAGCUGGAUGAGGUUCAAAGAUACUUCAGCCAGAAGCUGACCAGGUCUUUUCCUGACUUCAGUGAUGGUAACAGAUCCCAGCCAAGUCACAGAGAGCAGGAGAGCGAUCGUCAAGGCUUGAGGAGUAGAGAAGUGGAUCCCAACGGAUGCCAUCUUUUGAGGAAAUCGAGUCAGCUGGUGUCCCAGGUCAGCAGCCUCAUCAGCGACUUGCAGACAAUCACAAAAAAUACUAAAGACUCUCCUAACGUGGAUCAAGACAGCGGCAGAAAGCUGGGUGCCUCUCAUGUACCCAACCAGAAGGGUGGAGAUGCCAGAACCGACGUGUGCCAAGGCCAGCUGGGGUUGGACUCACGUGGUGUUGGCAGCGAUGCCCAGCAGCCGUGCUCCUUUGGGGGAUCUGUCCUUGGCAGACGUGUGCUGCAGGAACUGCUCGACCAAGCUGUCCCCGAAGGGGAGCAUCCAGCAGGCUGCAUCCAGGGAGAUGGAGGUGCUUUUGCCCAUCAGCCACAAAGCGAAGAAGAGUACGAAGAAGAAGACAUUAUAGAGCCACGAACUCUUAAUGAAAUAACGACGCUGACUGACAGAACCAGUCCCUGGUCCAGCGUGCUCUCGGUAGAGCUGGGAGCUGAGCAGCAGCCCACAGACUUGCCACCUGAAGGUCAGCACUCGGUGGACAUAGAUGGUUUGAGGAAAGGGAGCAGCAGACGGAGCAGCACGUUGUCCAGCACACCACGAGGUGACAACAGAAGCGUGCUCACCUCUCUUAGCCCAUGCAUUAGCCCCCAUGCAUUGCAGAGCAGUCCUUGGACAGGAGCAGAAGGCUUUAAGAGCUUGAGUAAUGGCACAGAAACAGCUGACAAGGAGCUGGUUCAGCCUGCUCGUUUGUCAGAAGUGCAUCAGACAGACAGCAGCCCGGUUGAAAAUGGAAAUUACAUCUGGCACAGAACAGUUAACACUAAGCAAGUAGAGCAGAACACAGAGUUUCACGCGGCCUCCAAGGAACUGCUGGAAUUUCCAGGGGGCCUUAGUUGGACCACUCCGAAAGCCACAGCAAGAGAGGAGGAGAACAGUGAGGUUUUAAAUGAAGAUCAUCAAGAUGAGGAAAAAAGUGGUUCUGAUGAGAUCUGUGCCAAGAGUGUAUCUGCCCAAGCAGGCUCGGAAGGGCACAGUGGCAGCUUGUCUGACAGCAGCCAUGAAGAUCCACUGGAAGAGUCAGGAAAGCCUGAGAAACCAAAAAUGGUUUUAUCUGAUCCCGUAGUUGUUCCCAACUUCUUCCUCCCGCCCCAGCAGAUGGAAGCCUCCAUGAGAAUGCUCAGCACCUCUUCUCACCCUCCCACAUGCUGAGGUUGUGACAGUUUCCAAACCACGGUGAGUCUUUCUGACCCCUCUUCUCUCAGAGAGGGUGGAUGUCAGCAUCAGUGGCUGUGUUGUUGGUGACACUUGUGCCUCUGUGUUGCAGGAGGUGACUCGGUUGUUUUGAGCUCUAAGUGUGAUUCUUUUGCAGCUGCAGUGGGGCUGUUGAUGUGGAUCUCAGUCCUGCACCAUGUGGGCUACGUAUUUACCUCUUGCAGAAAAGAUGAGGUAUUCAUUCCCCUCACCGUGACCUAUGAAACAAAUGCUGUAAGAAACAUUGGUAUAAUCACAAACUUGAUUAAACAGAACAAAACUAGGCAGGAUCUGAUAGCACUGAAGUCAUGGAAGCUGCUUGCAGUUAAUAAAUAUCUUUGCAGCCCAGGUGAAAUGCAUGAAUUUUUGCUGUUUUGCAUGGUUAAGUCUUAUGUAAAUCAGAUUAAUGUUUUUUAAUAUUUUUUCUAAAGCCCUUGACACUUGUUCCUGAUGGAAAUACAGAGCUCUGUCAGAGCCAUCAUGGUCAGAGCAUGCUUUCAGCUUCCCAGGAUUUAACCUGACUGAUACCCAGCCUGCAGUGCGUCUCAGCACUCAUUAAGCAUACUUCUCAUGCUGCAUCCAAAUGUCUCAGAUGAAAUCCGAAGCAGAAUCUCAGACAUGUUUCCCCUUCAGAGUUCUCUGUGUUCCCUUCUGUCUGUGCCCGCUUGCCCUCUCUCUCACUGCCAUGCCCCUCUUCCAAGUUUUGCUUUCUCUGAAGAGUUUCUGCUUCUUCCUGGAAGCUCUCUGCCCUCCUGUGCACCUCCAAAUCAUCCCUCACACCCAUGGCUUAGUGUUAAUUCCAACCUUACAUGAAUUCCUCUGUGCAGCACUAAGCUCAGUAGCUAGAAACGCACCCCUGAAAGGGAUUAAUAACUGGGGAGAAUAUUAUCAAAGCCCUAUUUGGAUAUAGCUGACAUUAAACCUGUUGAAACCUGUGGUUAGCCACAGCCAAUCCUUUGCAGUAGCACUUGGAAGUGUCUGCUGGGACAGGACCCGGUCCUGUGUUGCGCAGCCACCACGAGAACAGGAUGUUUUCUGCUCAAGUCAGUGGGACGCUGCCGUUCAGGAGAACUGCUCCCUCAUAUUUUUGUUCCGAACAUCACUUUCUAAAUCUGGGUUCGUUUGGUUUCCGCGCAGCUCAGCAAACACCGCGCGCGGCGGCGGCGGGGCCGAAAUGUGAGCUGCUCCCCUCCGCAGGUCAGCACAGCCCUGCCACUCACAUGGCACUUGGCAUCGGCGUGAUCCUGACGCCUCCAGCUCAUCUGGCUCCCUGCUUUCCCUCUCUUUUACACCAAAUGAAGAAGCAGCGCUGAGGGGGCAAAGCAGGCCGGCGUGCCGAAAGAAGAUGGCCGUGUUUCAAGACAAAAAAGGGUUUUCUCGUGGAUCUGCAGCAGCUCGUGGACCUGAGUUCUGCAGAGCCUCUCAAAAUCUGAACGUUCUUAGGCCUUUUUUUCUCCACCACAUCUCAGUGCCCUGGCUCCCGAGGUCUUUCCCAGCUUCCCUGUCCCACGCUUGUCGCUGCUCUCCGCCUGCUCCAGCAGCUUGGGCUCCACUUCUGCCCCUUCUCAAGUUCAGCAGCUCUGCACUUGUCCUCUCAGCCCGUCUCCUCAUAUAACCUGGGGAAAAUUACCCGUGGCUCAAUUUAGCAGCAUCCAACACUGUUAUCAUAGCUACCAUAAAGCUACAACUGUUUUAUCGCAGGCAUGGUGUAGGUGGCCCAUGUUGCAGAGUUAAAUCAUCUUUUUAUUAUUAUUAUUAUUAUUAUUAUCUCUUCUAUGAAUAUUCCAAAAGGAUCAGAAACAUACACUGCAACCAAUUUUAUUCAGCAUCAAUAAUAUUUCCAGUGUUGUUUCGCGUGGAUGUGUUUUCAGUGCAAAUUAGAGGAAAUACUUUUAUGACACGAACUUGAGGCACCUUCGGAACAAGAGGCUUUUAGCUGUUCUAAAUGCAGCCAGCAAAGGUGCAGACAUCCUUCCUUGGUUGUGAUGCUGGUUCUUUGUUCCCAGUGUCCUUCCUUGGUUGUAAUGUUGGUUCUCGCUCUGUUCCCAACACCCUUCCUCAGUUGUGAUGUUGGUUCUUUGUUCCCAACACCUUUCCUUGGCUGUGGUGUUGGUUCUCGCUCUGUUCCCAACAUCCUUCCUUGGUUAUAAUGUUGGUUCUCACACUGCUCCCAACACCUUUCCUUGGUCGUGAUGUUGGUUCUUUGUUCCUAACACCCUUCCUUGGUCGUGAUGUUGGUUCUUUGUUCCUUACACCCUUCCUUGGUUGUGAUGUUGGUUCUUUGUUCCCAACACCCUUCCUUGGUCGUGAUGUUGGUUCUUUGUUCCUUACACCCUUCCUUGGUUGUGAUGUUGGUUCUUUGUUCCCAACACCCUUCCUCGGUUGUAAUGUUGCUCUGUUCCCAUUCCAGGUGCAACCAUUAAAUCUCUUCUUUUUCCUGACUCAGGUUACCCAGGGGACACAGAAUCAUAGAAUCAUGGGAUGGCCUGGGUCGAAAAGGACUUUAAAGAUCAUCUAGUUUCAACCAGAGCUGAGGUGUUACCCAGUAGAUAUGUCCUCUUAACCUGCUGAGCAGAAGUGCUGAUGCUUUUUAUCACUUUCCUGAUCAGAAAAAGUAGAGUGGGAGGCUGCAUUGCUUCCCCCACUUGGGAGCAGGCACGCUGCCCGCGGUUUGACGCAAACCUUUUGCUGCCCAGAAGCAGAAGUAGGUGCGAGGUGACCCCGUGGGAAGUUCAUAGCCUGUUAACACAGAUCUGUUUGCACUUCGUUAGCGCACAACCAGAGCUGGCUGUCAGGCCUUCCUGCACCACAGAGCUGCAAUGCGGUUUGCCUUCCAGGUUACCAAAAUUCUCUGACCUUGGAAUAAGCAAACCCCCGACCCCUGGAAAAUGCUCAGAAAUCCGUUUGCUUCGCCCAAAUCCCUGGCACGCAGCAACCAGAGAACCCCGGGCUGGUUUAAGUGUCCUGCAGUGCCGCAGCCAUCUCUAUAAAAAGAAAGGUGAGGCGUGAUCUGUGCGUAGCUCCUCUUCCUCUGGAUUUUCUGAUCUCAGUGUGUGCUCCGUGGCUGAGCAUCAGAUACUUGGCACCAGUGACGGCGUUGGAGUGGGGACAGAGAGAGCGAGCCAGGAGCACUGCCUGGGCUCGGGCAUAGCAAGGAAUGGUGUAAACAUGUUUAAGACCUUGCUCUGGAAACUAUGCAGAAGGUUAAAGUUGAGCCUGCGUGGAGCUGCCCGCUCGGUGCCAAAGGAGCAGCUCCGAAACGCGGCCAGAAUGUCUCACUGUGUGCUGAGCCUGGAAGGAACUGGGGUAUUUCAAAGAAAACAGCCUUGUGCAGAGGGAAGUGCAGAAGCGUAGCUCUUCCUUUCUCCACCUCCCAAAGAUGUUGGUGAACCUAAAGCUGGGAAUGUGAUUUCCGAGGACGUCUGCAAGCUUGGAAUGCUCUCUGUGCUUGUCAGUUCGCAGCUGUGCCUUCGGAAUAGCGAAACAGAAAGAAGAGCUGCUGAGCCUCUCUUACAGUUGGAAAUCCUUUCUUGGAAGGGUCCUUGGGGACACGUAUGCUGCUGCAAAUGGACACAGUGGUAUGAAAUGGCAGGGGGAUUUUACCCACUUCUAUCAGAACAAGCUCAGUCUGCUGGGCAAGCACACCUCCUGUGUGGCAACCAGGAGCAUACAGCCCACCAGCCACCAUCAGGAACGUUGUAACGCAGCAGGGAGCUGCUCUGCUUGCCCUAUUUGCAGUGUAAGGGCACAGUGCUCUUCUGGGGUAAGCUAUUGCAUCAGUGCCGUAUGCAAAACGUGGGUGAGGAACAGCAAGUUCUGCAGCAGCCUCUGGCCGAGCAUGAAGGCCACUGCCUGAGUGGUGCCUCUCCUGCAAGCACUUCCUGAGUUGUUUAGGGUCCACCUCGUGCACCUUUCAUAUCCAUCCCCUCCCUCUCCCC